AUGGGUGCUCAGGCAAAGCGUGACUCCAGCUUUGCGUCCAAUCGUUUGACGAAAAGGAAUGCGCCAAAGGGUCAUCUCCUCUCGACUUUCCAGAACAAACAACCCGAUGUCAAGCCCGAACCCACAAGUCAUGCGACAAAAUCACAAAACGAAAACAAUGUCGAAUAUCCCGAAGCUCCCUUGGGUUCUUCCUCGCCCCUAAGUUCCGUCCAGGAUGUUGAACUCUCCGAUGUGCCCAGCGAACCCCCAGCCAUGGAAAUCGCUCUCCCGAGUACGGAACUUGGGACAAGGCUGGGACCCGGCACAGAUGACGAGCCUUUAAGCUCUGAGGAAUAUUUUAGUGAAAGCGAUGCAUCUCCGCCCCGCAAGGAGGUAAAUUAUAUGACAUUGGAGCAAAAGCUGGCGACAGACACGGAUUCGCCGCGUGAUUCGCGCGGCAAACUCGCGCGCACUAUGAGUGAUAUGAUGGGCGACAGCGAUGGAGAUGACUUCAUCUCCUCCUGGGGCUCGUCGCAAACCAAACGCGCGAAAAUCAACACAUACAAGACGAAAAAUACUUAUUUUAACCGGCCGGCCUUUGCUAAACCAGCGGAGAGCCCGAAAGCCAAUGCCAAGGAAGACUCAAAAACUAAGACGACACCGAAAACCAAGGGAGCCGCUAAAUCCAAGGGUACUUUAAAGAUCAGGGCACCGAAAGCCAAAAAAGCUCCACCUGUUGAGGAGCCGGAAACACCAGAGGAUUCAUUCAUUGUUCCCAAAGACAUCAUGAGUCCGAGUUCCAGACCUCCAAACAGACUGAACACACCCGAGACAUCAUCGAAGGGGUAUGACGCGCUAUAUAACAGCGGGGCAGACUCACCUCUCUCGUCAACAUCCUCGACUUUCUUUAAGGGAAUGGAACUCGAGAAGGAACCAUCACCACCACGGGAGUCCCUAUGUCCAAUGUGCAAAAAGAAAGUCGAUCCUGAGAUCCUGGCAAACUUCCAAUCACAACCGAAACAGCGAAUUCGCGAACAGCAACGAUUCUGCGAAACUCAUAAGAUACGCGACGCAGCGGAACAAUGGGAACAGCGUGGAUACCCUGUUAUCUCAUGGGAGAAAUUCGAGAUUCGUGUCCAAGAAAUGUUCCCUGAAAUCGAAAAGCUGCUGGUUCCAGAUGCUCCUUCUUAUUAUCGGAAUACCCUUGAUGGAUUCUUGGCAGAAGGGAAGUUCAAGAACUUCCGUUUGACAAUUGAAGGAAAAGAGCUCGAGGUCAUAACAUGUGGUUACUAUGGCACCAGGGGUGCGAGCCAUAUUUUGGAUGCUCUCGUCGAUCGAUUCUCUAGAUCACUGCGUCGCUUGUCGGCGACGGAUCGACUCGUCAAGACAGCUGGCGUGGCGGGCUAUGCGCAGUGUGUCCUUGUGCCUGAGUUAGCUAUGCGGCUCGUGAAACAGGACAUGAGCGUCGAUGAUGAGGGUGCUCGCCAGAUAAUGCGAGAAAGUAUGCAUAUUGGACAGAGACUUCACCCGGAGGGCAAUGAUGUUGUACCUGUUGCAGCUGGAUUUGAGGGUAUCACUGCUCAAAGUGAUGAAGAUGAGGAAGAUGAAAAAGAAGGGGAGGAGGAGGAAGACGAGCUGGAUGAAGACGACGAGACGGGCGAUGGCGAAGAGAACGAGCACGGCGAGCACACCGAUGAUGUGGAGUGA
Messenger RNA from Penicillium brevicompactum, 1686 nucleotides. Its product is annotated as RTC4 family protein. The coding region runs from base 1 to 1686 and encodes 561 amino acids. NCBI's taxonomy places the organism in Eukaryota, Fungi, Ascomycota, Eurotiomycetes, Eurotiales, Aspergillaceae. The record is from RefSeq and is a predicted model, not a curated record. The transcript is spliced from 2 exons.